Brettanomyces bruxellensis is the source of this 705-nucleotide messenger RNA. RefSeq lists its product as uncharacterized. The record is from RefSeq and is a predicted model, not a curated record. The transcript has a single exon. NCBI's taxonomy places the organism in Eukaryota, Fungi, Ascomycota, Pichiomycetes, Pichiales, Pichiaceae. Gene Ontology annotation, molecular function: ubiquitin-like protein transferase activity. The coding region runs from base 1 to 705 and encodes 234 amino acids.
AUGAACAGAAAUGAGUUCAACACAAGUAUUUUGGCGCUUAAGGAGUAUAUAAGCGCCCAAUCGUACUGUGAGAAUAUUGAGCUUGUUAAAGGCAUGAUAGCCACACAAUCCGACUCUCUUAAGGUAAGAACAAGAUUAUUUCAAGUUUCAGAUUCCGUUAUUGGGCCAAUUGACUUGGAUCUUGAAAUAUUGAUCACUUUUAGUGAGUCCUACGAGGCUCCUACGAUAUUUUUCAGAAUAUAUAUUUAUAGGCAGGAAAAAUUGGCUGAGGAAAGAAAGCUCAGCUUUGAGCGUCAUAUUCUUGAAUUGGUAGUGGGUACUGAUUCCGCAGAAUGUGGCCUUAGGGUCCCAUAUAGUGGGAAAAAUCCGAAUGCGCUGAAUGCUGACAAUAAACAGAGAGAUCUCGUUUCGGAUGAUAUUGAUGAGCUUAUUGAAGAUGAAAGUACGCCCGAUAUGACAAUUAAGGGAGGUGAACGUACUUAUGGUGGUGGCCCAUCGAUAGAAAUCACUGAUUACGACAAUUUCGGAGUUUAUUACUUCAUUCAUCCAUGCCAAACGAGGCAAUUAAUGGAUCAGGUGGGCGAUUUUGGCGGCGAAAGUCUCCUGAAAUGGUGGAAUUUCUAUUCCGGGCCCAUAUUAUGGAGAUUUCGGAUAAGCAGCGGGAAAUCGGUAAGCAAACUGUCGGAUAAAGCAAAUAUGUGUUAA